Messenger RNA from Cetraspora pellucida, 3063 nucleotides. NCBI's taxonomy places the organism in Eukaryota, Fungi, Glomeromycota, Glomeromycetes, Diversisporales, Gigasporaceae. The record is from the annotation of a GenBank genome assembly.
AUGCCUGAAGAAAAAAUGGAGAUUCGCCUAGACGCGGAUGUAUUUCACAAGCGCGCGAGACAUUUCCUCUCAAUUUGGAAGUCUUCGUUAAAUAAAGAGCCAAGCGACGAGAUUUAUCAAGCCUUUCAAGGUGUAAAUUCAAUUCUUGUUGUAGUAGGAGAAAUUAUGGAAGAAUAUCCGUAUCAAAAGUCUACUGCGAUUCAGCAAUGGCUUUUGGGCUAUGAAUUCACGGACACUCUAAUUCUUUUUACUCUAGACAAAAUUCAUUUCAUAGUAAAAGAAAAGAGAGCCGAAGUCUUUGAGCAGUUGAAGCAAGGUGAUCGACAAGUACCUAUUGAAAUUCAUAAGCGAAGUAAAGAUUCAUCCCAUAAUCAGACACUUUUUGAACAAAUUAUUUCCAGGAUUUCAGAGGGUGAACAGGAUAAGACGUCAGGAAAUUUCGUCCAAGAAUGGCAAAAUGCUUACAAUAAUUUCAAACAAGAUUUUAAUGAAGUGGAUAUCGCUCCGGGUAUAGCUUAUGUCUUAGCUGUAAAAGACGAUGAUGAACUGAGAACAACACGCAUGGCGUGCAAAAUAAGCACCGCGAUGAUGUAUUUGUUCAUUAACGUGGUAUCUUCCAUUAUUGAUGAAGAAAAGGAGAUAACGCAUGAACAAUUAUCUGAAGAUGUAGAAAAUAUGUUGUAUACUAAAGACGAAAAAUGGCUUACAAGUCAUAAAAGUCUUCAAGAUGUUGAUUUUAAUCGAACAGACGUGUGCUAUGCUCCAAUCAUACAAAGUGGUGGUGUUUACGAUUUUAAACCUUCCGCCCAAUCUAAUAAUAAUAAGUUGCAUGAUGGAACAAUUCUUUGUUCUCUGGGUGUUCGAUACAAGUCAUACUGUUCGAAUAUUGGUAGAACCAUUCUAAUAGAUCCAACUAAAGAGCAAGAAAAAAAUUAUGAGUUUCUUUUGGAUGUACAACGACGUACAUUGGAAUUAUUGAAAGAAGGUCAAAAGAUCGGAGAUAUAUAUACAAGAGUAAUGAAUUACGUUAAAAGCAAACGUCCUGAUCUCGCUGAUAAGUUUGUCAAAAGCCUUGGGCACGGAAUGGGAAUCGAGUUCCGGGAGUCUGCUUAUAAUUUGAAUCAAAAGAAUACUAAAGAACUCAAGGCCGGCAUGAUGUUAAAUCUGUUUAUUGGAUUUAUAGAUCUUGAAAAUCCCAAAGCCACAGACGAGAAGAGCAAGAUCUAUUCGUUAUGGAUAAUAGACACCGCAAAAGUCAAUAAUAAUACUGCUCAGUUGCUAACAGAAGGCAACAGGACACUAGACAGCAUUUGCUUUUCACUUAAAGAUGACAACGAAAGUGACCAUGAAACAAAGAAACAACCUAAACGGCCCCCAAAGACUUUAGAUAACAAAAGAACUGGUAAUCGGAAGAGUGCAGUGUUGAGAACCAAAUUCCGAAGCGAAGAAAAGGAUGAUGAGUCACAAGAUCAGAGGCGCAAGAAACAUCAAGAAGAAUUGGCAGCUCGGAAACAAGCAGAUGGUCUCGCUAGGUUCAGCGAAAAAUCGAACGAAAAGACCAGUCAACAUAAAGCUGUUUUUAGAGCGUUUGAAAGUUAUAAAAGGGACACUGCAAUUCCGAAAGAAGUCAAGGAUUUGAAGAUUAUUGUAGAUUCAAAGAGUGAAUCAAUUAUUUUACCAGUUUUCGGCUUUGCAGUCCCCUUUCAUAUAUCUACAUUGAAAAACGUGAACAAGUCGGAAGAAGGAGAAUAUGUUUAUCUACGUUUAAAUUUUUUGACUCCAGGUCAAGCUACAGGAAAAAAGGAAGAUAAUCCUUUUGAUGACCCGAGUGCAACUUUUGUUAGGGCUUUCACAUAUCGUAGCACAGAUCAGUUAUUAUCUGAUAUUUAUAAAAAAAUUAUUGAUCUCAAAAAAGCUGCUGCUAAAAGGGAGACCGAAAGGAAGGAGAUGGCAGAUUUGAUAGCUCAAGAUAAGCUGAUUGAGAUUAAAGGUCGCAGACCCACGCAGCGUUUAUCGGACGUGUUUGUACGACCAGGUCUAGAGGGAAAGCGUGUUCCUGGUGAGCUCGAGAUUCAUGAGAACGGAUUGAGAUAUCAUUCACAUCGUACCACUCAAAAAUUAGAUAUUCUGUUUAGCAAUAUUCAGCAUUUGUUCUUCCAGCCUUGUGACAAUGAGCUUAUUGUAUUAUUGCAUAUACAUCUUAAUAAUCCUGUGAUUCAUGGCAAGAAAAAAACAAAGGAUAUACAAUUUUACCGUGAAGCGUCAGAUGUACAAUUUGAUGAAACAGCACUUCUGAACAAAGAAUUCAAGCAGUUUACUGAAAAAGUUGCAGAAGCGAGCGAAGGACGUGUUGAUGUCGAUAUUCCAUUCCGUGAAAUUGGUUUUCAGGGCGUUCCUUUCAGAACUAAUGUCUUGUUACAACCUACAACAGAGUGUCUUGUUCAUCUUACGGAUCCCCCAUUUUUGGUAGUACCACUAGCUGAUAUCGAAAUCGCACAUCUGGAACGCGUUCAGUUUGGAUUAAAAAAUUUCGAUCUUGUGUUUAUUUUUAAAGAUUAUACUCGUCCUCCUGUUCAUAUCAACACCAUUCCUAUGAAUCAAUUAGAAAACGUUAAAGAUUGGUUAGAGUGCAGUAAGCUGCUUACAUUGGCAACCAUUGCUAGCUCUGUAGAUGUAAACUUUUAUGAAGGCACCCAAAAUUUAAAUUGGGCUCAAAUCAUGAAGACAAUCAAUUCCGAUCCAGCAGAUUUUUUUGAACAAGGAGGAUGGUCAUUUUUAAAAUUACACAGUGAGAAUGAAGAUUCAGCUGCAUCUUCGGAUUCUGCAAGUGAAUACAUGCAAAGUGAAGAUUCUUUCGAGGAAAGUUCUAGUGAUGGUAGUAGUUUGGAUGAAGAUGCAUCCGAUGUUAUUGGUUCGGAAUCCGAGGAAGAAAGUGACGAAUCAGCGCCAGAUUGGGAUGAACAUGAAGAAAAGGCUCGCAGAGCUGACGAACGUAAACACGGAAUAAAAAAUGGUGAAGACUCCGAUGACGACCGCAAAAAGAAUAAAAAGUUUCGUCGUUAA